Dentiscutata erythropus is the source of this 225-nucleotide messenger RNA. Lineage: Eukaryota; Fungi; Glomeromycota; Glomeromycetes; Diversisporales; Gigasporaceae. The record is from the annotation of a GenBank genome assembly.
AUGUCCUUAAGAACCAAAGCAGCAAAUAUCGCUCACAAAACUACUGUUCUCACGUUAUGUGGUCUCACAAUUUUUGGUUUUGUAGAGGUAGGUAUAUUGUUCAAUCGAAGAGUAGCACAAAGUAGAGAAUUGGCUACACGUCGAGAGUUGAACAAAUUAUCUCAGGAAAUAACAUCAGAAUCUACACUUUCUGGUAUAGAUGAUAAUAAAUCAAGUGAAAGUUGA